Molecule: messenger RNA, 1201 nt
Organism: Drosophila eugracilis
Lineage: Eukaryota; Metazoa; Arthropoda; Insecta; Diptera; Drosophilidae
Product: UDP-xylose and UDP-N-acetylglucosamine transporter
Exons: 1
Coding region: 83-1072 (329 amino acids)
Biological process (GO): transmembrane transport
Cellular component (GO): endoplasmic reticulum membrane; Golgi membrane
Molecular function (GO): UDP-N-acetylglucosamine transmembrane transporter activity; UDP-xylose transmembrane transporter activity
Source: RefSeq, a predicted model, not a curated record
AGAAAGUUGGCUAGAAAGCUCGCUAUGGCUUAGAUCAGAGGUUAAAGUUGGUGGGAGACGUCGCCUUUUAUAAUUUAGUCCCAUGAAUUUGUCCACCCGUGCUGUUUUGGCCAUUGGCGGCGUCUUUCUGGGGUGCUGCAGUGGCGUUGUUUUCCUGGAGCUCUUGGUAAAACUCGACCCCGGCGCUGGAAACCUGAUAACUGCAGCCCAGUUUGCUUUUAUUUCCCUGGAGGGCUUCAUUUUCACCUCGAGGUUUGGAUUGGCUAAGCGCGUCAUCAGCCUGAAGGACUAUGCACUCCUGGUGGCUAUGUUCUUCCUGACAAGCGUGUGCAACAACUACGUGUUCCAGUUCAAUGUCCCAAUGACACUACACAUGAUAAUCCGUGGCGGAUCCCUCAUCACGAAUAUGUGCUUGGGCACAAUGAUCCUAAAAAGAAGCUACCGGCUGAGUCAGUACAUAUCCGUGGUCAUGAUCAGCGUGGGGAUUUUCAUCUGCACCUACUUUUCAAGCCCGGAUUUGGGUGAUAAGGAGAAUACAAAUAGUACGGAGAGUGAUAUAUUCUGGUGGCUAGUGGGCGUGCUUCUCCUGGUAGUGGCUCUGUUUGUCUCCUCCUACAUGGGCGUAACACAGGAAUUGCUAUAUAGACGUCAUGGAAAGUGUGCGAGGGAAGCCUUAUAUUACACCCACCUUUUGCCUCUUCCCGCCUUUCUGCUUAUGCAAGAAAACAUACGGACGCACUGGAUCCAGGCCUUUGCGGGAGAGUCCUACCAGUUACCCCUUCUGGGCGUGACAGUGCCCUUAUUACUACUUUACUUAUUAGGCAAUGUGUUGGCUCAGCACCUGUGCAUCAGUUCCGUUUACACUCUGACUACGGAAUGCAGCUCGCUAACGGUUACUCUGAUCUUAACACUCCGCAAGUUCAUCUCGCUGAUGUUUUCUAUAUUAUACUUUCGGAAUCCCUUUACUGCAUACCACUGGCUGGGCACAGUGCUAGUCUUUGUUGGCACCUUAAUGUUUGCUGAUGUCAUCAAAGUUCCCAAAAGAGGAUCUCAGGCUGUGAAACAGGAAUAGAAAAAAAUGACUUGUGACGAACAAUAUUAUAAUUCCAUUUACAUUUACAUUUAAGUACAAAUUAAAAUUACAAGACUCUCAUAAUUGUUAUGAAAAGAAGGCAUACAUUAAAAUUAAUGAAAAACGCGA